Microcebus murinus (gray mouse lemur) is the source of this 2374-nucleotide messenger RNA. The record is from RefSeq and is a predicted model, not a curated record. NCBI's taxonomy places the organism in Eukaryota, Metazoa, Chordata, Mammalia, Primates, Cheirogaleidae.
AGGUCUACGCCCUCGGCAGCGGCAGCCCAGCCGGAGAUCUCGGAGAUGCAGGCGGUUCGGAUGGCUCCGGGCGCGGGGCGGCAGCUGCUGAGGCUGGGGGGCGGAAGCUCGCGGCCCGGUGCGCUCCUGGGACAGCCCCGGCUUUGCCUUGCCCGGCGACCCUAUGCCAGUGCGGCCGCCCAGGCAGUUCGGGACAAGUCAGACACCCUGUCUUCUGAAGCUUCGACCAGGGAAAAACGGGCUAAGGCGGAAUCUAAGUCCUUUGCUGUGGGGAUGUUCAAGGGCCAGCUCAUCACGGAUCAGGUGUUCCCAUUCCCGUCUGUGCUCAACGAGGAGCAGACACAAUUUCUCAAAGAGCUAGUUGGGCCCGUGUCCCGUUUCUUCGAGGUGAGGAAUGAAUGGGGCUUGGUCCCUGAUGGGGUGGGUGGAGAUAUUAAGGAGCUUAAAUGGAGUCUGGCUGUGGCAUCCAUGUGCCUUCCCCAGGAGGUGAAUGAUCCUGCUAAGAAUGACACUCUGGAGAUGGUAGAAGAAACCACUUUGCAGGGCCUCAAGGAGCUGGGGGCCUUUGGUCUGCAAGUGCCCAGUGAGCUGGGCGGUGUAGGCCUCUGCAACACCCAGUAUACCCGCUUGGUGGAGAUUGUGGGCAUGCACGACCUUGGCGUGGGCAUUACCCUGGGGGCCCAUCAGAGCAUCGGUUUCAAAGGCAUCCUGCUCUUUGGCACGAAGGCCCAGAAAGAAAAGUACCUCCCCAAACUGGCAUCUGGGGAAACUUUGGCCGCUUUCUGUCUAACCGAGCCCUCAAGUGGGUCAGAUGCAGCCUCCAUCCGAACCUCCGCUGUGCCCAGCCCCUGUGGAAAAUAUUACACCCUCAAUGGAACUAAAAUUUGGAUCAGGCAAUCUUCUUCCCAUUUCUCCCUUUUCCCCUCUGCCCAGUCCCGUGCCCCACUGCUCUGGGUCCUCCAUGUCCUGACUGCCCUCUCAUUCUUCCACAGUAAUGGGGGCCUGGCAGACAUCUUCACAGUCUUUGCCAAGACUCCAGUUACAGAUGCAGCCACAGGGACCGUGAAGGAGAAGAUCACAGCUUUUGUGGUGGAGAAGAGCUUUGGGGGUGUUACCCAUGGGCCCCCUGAGAAAAAGAUGGGCAUCAAGGCCUCCAACACAGCAAGUGUGUUCUUUGAUGGAGUACGGGUGCCAGCAGAGAAUGUGCUGGGUGAAGUGGGGGGCGGCUUCAAGGUUGCCAUGCAUAUCCUCAACAAUGGAAGGUUUGGUAUGGCUGCAGCUCUUGGAGGCACCAUGAGAAGCAUCAUUGCCAAGGCGGUGGAUCAUGCUGCGAAUCGUACCCAGUUUGGGGAAAAAAUUCACAACUUUGGGCUGAUCCAGGAGAAGCUGGCCCGGAUGGCUACGCUGCAGUAUGUGACUGAGUCCAUGGCUUACAUGGUGAGUGCCAACAUGGACCAGGGCUCCACAGACUUCCAGAUAGAAGCCGCCAUCAGCAAAAUCUUUGCCUCGGAAGCAGCCUGGAAGGUGACAGAUGAGUGCAUCCAAAUCAUGGGGGGCAUGGGCUUCAUGAAGGAGACUGGGGUAGAGCGUGUGCUCCGAGAUAUUCGCAUCUUCCGCAUCUUUGAAGGGACAAACGACAUUCUCCGGUUGUUUGUGGCUCUGCAGGGCUGCAUGGACAAAGGAAAGGAGCUCUCUGGGCUUGGCAGUGCUCUUAAGAAUCCUUUCGGGAAUGCUGGCCUCCUGCUAGGAGAGGCUGGCAAACAGCUGAGGAGACGGGCAGGACUGGGGAGUGGCCUGAGUCUCAGUGGAAUCGUCCACCCAGAGUUGAGCCGGAGUGGAGAGCUGGCAGUACAGGCUCUGGAGCAGUUUGCCACUGUGGUGGAGGCCAAGCUGAUAAAACACAGGAAGGGGAUUGUCAAUGAACAGUUCCUGCUGCAGCGUCUGGCAGAUGGGGCCAUUGACCUCUAUGCCAUGGUGGUGGUUCUCUCCAGGGCCUCAAGAUCCCUGAGUGAGGGCCACCCCACAGCCCAGCAUGAGAAAAUGCUCUGUGACACCUGGUGUACUGAGGCUGCAGCCCGGAUCCGGGAGAACAUGGCAGCUCUGCAGUCUGACCCCCAGCAACAGGAGCUAUUCCGGAACUUCAAAAGCAUCUCCACAGCCUUGGUGGAGCGAAGUGGCAUGGUCACCAGCAACCCGCUCGGCUUCUAAGUACUCCCAGCCAGGCCCUGGCGUGUUAUGUGCCUUUUCUUAAGCCAAAACCAAGGCCCCUUUCCCUAGGGGCCCUGGUUUGCCCUCAAGGGCCUGCUGCUCCCAGAACUGUGCCUGCUCUCAGGAGCACUUACUGCCUCACAAAUUAUAAGUUUCUAACAAGUCA